Molecule: messenger RNA, 603 nt
Organism: Brassica oleracea var. oleracea
Lineage: Eukaryota; Viridiplantae; Streptophyta; Magnoliopsida; Brassicales; Brassicaceae
Product: protein ORGAN SIZE RELATED 1
Exons: 1
Coding region: 93-359 (88 amino acids)
Biological process (GO): positive regulation of organ growth
Source: RefSeq, a predicted model, not a curated record
GACAAAGGCAGAGAGACCGCAGAAGGGUUAUAAGUCACUAAACCAAAAGAACAAAAGUAUUUAUUUUGUAGAUAAACUACUACUAAUGAAAAAUGAGGGUACAUAAUCAACGGCUGAGAGUUGACAUCACACCCAAGCCGAUGGGUUUGACCGGAAGUUCUUUGAUCACGGCGAGAUCCGUCGCAGUUCUUCUCUUUGUCUCUCUGCUUCUUCUGAUUCUGCCACCGUUCCUUCCACCGCUUCCACCGCCUCCAGCCACGCUCCUCCUGCUCCCUCUCCUCCUCAUGAUUCUCCUAAUUUUCUUGGCCUUUUCUCCUUCUAAUGAGCCUAGCCUCUCGGUAGAACCUCUUGAACCCUGAUGAGUGGUGUCGCAGACUUCCGCACCGACCGUACAGAUGUAUAUGCAUUUCACAAACAUAUAUAAAAGUGUCUAUAUAUAUAUUUAUGUAUGUACGGAGCAAAUUAAGGGCUUUUAGCUUCGUGUAAGAUGGUCUCAUGUGAUAGAUCUCGGACUUUUCUUUUAAAGUGCUCUAUAUAAAUGCAGUUUAUAUAUUUAUGUGCAAUUGUGCAUGUAUACAUUUCUGUUUAUCAGUCUCAUCUUUU